AUGGGAACGGUACUUCGUGCAUUUCAAGCCUUGUUUGCUUGGUACCUUGUUAGCGUCGCCUGGCAGCUCUACUCGGCGUUCCAUGCUCCACGGUGUCCCACGGACCUUGAGCAGCAACCCUGCUACCGUCCUCUCUUUCAGAAAGGUGAGCUGGUUAAUAUCUCGGUGUUCCUUACGACAAACAAGACGCUACGGUGGUGGAGUGACGAAGGCUUCGAGCAGCUCGUGCCCUUCUUCAAUGCAACUGUUUCAUAUGGUCAACCUUCCCAGCUACAGGCAGCACUGCCGCUUUCUCGGUCGCAGCUGCAAAGUGUCCGGCGCAAUGAGUCAGUGCUGCUUGUCCACUGCUUCCUCAUCAGGGCUGCUGCCAGGCUGUCCGACGAGAUUCGCAGCUCGCCACAUCCCGGAUUGGCUGGCAUUGUUAGCGACAAUGCGCUGCACACGACAUCUCAGAUAGUCAAAACUUUGCCACAGGUUCAACGGCAGCGGCGCAAUCUUCUGGCCCAGCAGCAAAACGACUCUCACACCUCGGAGCACUCAGUCGAGGUGACCUUGCGUUCAGGCUGGACCAUUUCGAUUUAUCCUAGAAGCUGUGCAUUUUGGGCGGGGUCACUUUUCUUCGUGUCGCACUUCUUCGAGCCGACGCUGUUUCUGGCAGCCUUGCGGCAUGGCCUUCUUGCAGUUGUGGUUCCCUUCCUGGUGCAGCUUUCAAGCAGCGAGGCGGUGUCUGGCGAUGUGGCCGCGCACACUGCUCUUCAAGUGCCCGCGAAAGCUGACAAAAUACCACAUUUGGUCCCAGUCUUGCGCAUGGAAUUGGCAGCUGAUUCCGAGGCUUACGACGGCAGGUACCCACCACCUUUGCUUUACAAGGAGCUGCUGAUUGAGCAUGGCUUGGCUGUGCGAGAACGAGACGUCAGGUACACGCUUUUGCCUCCAAGGCAUGCGGAAGGGCCAAAGUAUGCCCCGCCCUUCUAUGUAGAUACAGCUAGUUAUCAUUCCAAAACAUGGACACCGUUGGACAGCAAUGUCUCCAGGUCUGAUCCCGACAUGUACAUUGAGGUGGAGUUCACAGGCAUGCUCAAGUACAGCAUAGUACAAACAUUUCGAGAGGCUAUGAAGAUGUACUUGCAGAUGGGAAUUCGGGAGCAGGACCUCGAGGACUUGAAGGAUUUCUUCUUCCGGCAGCCAAUUCACGUCAUGAUUGCCUACCAGGUCGUCGGGUUCCUCCAGAUGACUUUGCGAAUGCUCGCAUUCAAGAACGACAUCACAUUCUUCAAAGGACGUUCUGACUACACGGGCUUGUCCAGCCGAUCCCUUGCGACUGACACCAUUCAGGAGAUCGUGAUUUUUUUCUAUCUCUAUGACUUCGACAGCAUCUCCAGGCUGUUGCUGCUGCAGCUUGGGAUGUCUGCCGCCAUCAGCUUUUGGAAGUAUGCCCGUGUUGCGCGACUUGGAACGAGGUGGUCGUAUUUCCUUCCUUGGGCAAAAUAUGGCCGUUGCAUGGCCAAUUCGCCAGAAGAUUGCCAGGAGGUUGGUGAAGCCUUCACAGAGGAGGUAGACGCCAGGGGUAUGCGCUACUUGAAGUACAUCUUAUAUCCGCUUUCAGCCGCUUGGGGAUUGUACAGCUUGUAUCACUACUCCUACAAAAGUUGGUGGAGUUGGAUGGUUUCAUCUAUGGCAGAUUUUGCCUACACCUUCGGGUUCGUGAACAUGAUGCCGCAGAUCUUUAUCAACUACAAGUUGAAGUCAGUAGCCCACAUGCCUUGGAGGGUGUUGAUGUACAAGUUCUUCAACACUUUCAUUGAUGACAUCUUCGCCUUCGUUAUUGCAGCAGACCAGAUGACUAACAAGCACAGGUACAUGACCUUGCGUGAUGAUGUGAUUUUCUUCGUUUUCCUCUACCAGCGACAUAUCUACAAGGUGGACCCAAGCCGUCCGGAUGAGUUUGGCAACGUCUACGACGACAAACCUGCUCCAGAGCAAGUCCCGCUGGCAUCCGCUGACUGA
Symbiodinium natans is the source of this 2007-nucleotide messenger RNA. The record is from the annotation of a GenBank genome assembly. Lineage: Eukaryota; Dinophyceae; Suessiales; Symbiodiniaceae.